Ostertagia ostertagi is the source of this 414-nucleotide messenger RNA. Lineage: Eukaryota; Metazoa; Nematoda; Chromadorea; Rhabditida; Trichostrongylidae. The record is from the annotation of a GenBank genome assembly.
GGAAUCGCGUGCCGGAACUGCUUAAUAAACGUGGCCGAAAGUGUUGUGAAGAUUUCUCACUUCGGUAAAUCCAAACAAGCAGAGAAGUACGAGAUUCCAAAGGAUGAGAAGCUUUCACUUCAAUGGCAGGCUCCAGAAGUGAUUUUAACCAGGAUCUUCACGGCAAAAUGCGAUGUAUAUUCGUAUGGUGUACUUGUCUGGGAAAUAUUCAAUAACGCUGAACCGCCGUUUGAUGGUAUCGAUGAAGAGAAGUUGAAAGCUAAGAUAAGUGAUCCGAGCUUCCGUCCUCGGUUAGAUCCUGAACUUCCCCUCAUUGCGCGCAAAGUAAUGAUGACGUGUUGGCAAGCAGAUCCAGGGAAAAGGCCUGUGAUGACAGAAGUGACGCUUUUCCUUCUGCAGGCUCCACCUGAAAUG